AUGCGUGUUGCUGAACAGCAUUCUCGUUGCAUUAAUAACCGGUCACAUCCUCGUUCUUGCACUUUAGAAUGCCGGCAACGUGACAAAGACCUGGAAGAGGCUCGUUCGCGUGCUACUCAACUUGAAAAAACAAUGAGAUGGUGGUCUGAUUGUACAGCUAGUUGGCGAGAAAAGUGGGCGACUUUAAGAGAUGAAAGAAAUUAUCUACGGAAAAACUGA
Messenger RNA from Heterobilharzia americana, 219 nucleotides. Lineage: Eukaryota; Metazoa; Platyhelminthes; Trematoda; Strigeidida; Schistosomatidae. The record is from the annotation of a GenBank genome assembly.